Anopheles gambiae (African malaria mosquito) is the source of this 632-nucleotide messenger RNA. It is a transcript of the gene Lsm10, whose product is annotated as U7 snRNA-associated Sm-like protein LSm10. Bases 88 to 492 code for a protein of 134 amino acids. The record is from RefSeq and is a predicted model, not a curated record. Gene Ontology annotation, biological process: mRNA 3'-end processing by stem-loop binding and cleavage. Gene Ontology annotation, cellular component: cytoplasmic U snRNP body; nuclear body. Gene Ontology annotation, molecular function: histone pre-mRNA DCP binding; U7 snRNA binding. The transcript has 3 exons. Lineage: Eukaryota; Metazoa; Arthropoda; Insecta; Diptera; Culicidae.
UGUGUAAAUAAACCCGGCAACAAGCGGCACGAAACGGCUUGCAUCCUCCAUGAAUCGUAUCGGUUUGGUGCGUUUGGAAAAAGUACCAUGAAUCUGAGGGGCAAGGAAAAGUACAAUUCCGUUAACCAUUUGACUGGGCUAGCGCAGUGUCUGAUCGAUAGGAAUACAAUCAUUGAUCUUCGCAAUGAAACGAUGGUGGCAGGAACGAUCGUCGACGUCGAUGGGUACAUGAACGUAACGAUGGAAAAUGCGGUCUACGUCGAUCAACUAGGGCGGCAGUAUCCGUUGGACAAUUUUAUGGUCUACUCCAAGUACAUUAGAUACAUACACAUUCCGAAAGACGUUAAAAUACUUCCAUCGUUUGAGAAUUAUUUGAGCUCAAUGGCGGGUCCGCAACGUGGCGAAAAGAAGAAGCUUACAUUCAGAGAAAAGCGGACCAAAAUGAGUAACCUCAACACGAUGAUGGAAAACAACAUGACGAGCAGCAGAUAGUGCAGGAAUUUUAAGAGAAUUAUACGUUUAUUGCCAUCGUCACUUGCGAUUUAUGAUGCUGUAGGGUACGGCAGCAGUUGCCUUACUCUGAAUACUCUUCAUAGAAAGAAGAAAAAAUACAAUCGAGUACGAAAAAUACA